UCACUUUGAAAACCCCUUCAGCCAAGGCGUUUUGUACAGUCCACACAUGCGCGCGAAAGUGUUGUGACAGCAAUGGCGUCUAAAGCAGGUCGCCGGGGCACGAAGCGCAAAGCGGAGGUUGAGCAGGCCGAGGAGGAGAAGCCAUCUGUGGGGGAGGAGAGGGCCAGAGGAGAGGGGGACAACGGCCAGGGAGGCCAAAGGGUGGUCAUUGAACACUGUAAGAGCUGACGAGUGUAUGGGCGUAAUGCUGAGGAGGUGAAAUCUGCUCUCCUGGCUGCCCACCCUGAACUGAUUGUGGUCUUCAACCCUGAGAAACCCCGCAGGAACAGCUUUGAGAUCACUCUGGUGGAUGGAGGCAAAGAAAAAUCACUGUGGACUGGAAUAAAGAAGGGUCCGCCUCGUAAGCUGAAGUUUCCUCAACCCGAUGUUGUAGUUGCUGCUCUGCAGGAGGCUCUUGAGGCUGAGUAGACGCCCAGUGAAGCCAAGAGUUCAGGAGAUGUGACAAAUGGAAGCAGAAUGACGAGGAGUGACCAGUGGGAUGUUCUCAGUCCCUCCUCUGAUGAUCCAAGCACCAACAGCUCACAUCUCCUGGAUACAUGGUGACACCUAGUGAGUUCCUAGAGCGUCUCUGCAUACAUUUCUCAGAUGCACAGUCCUGCUGUCUCAACAGUUUAUUGUGCUUUUAAAUCUGUUUUUGGUAAAUAAAGUGUUUUCUUGUUUCGUAA
Molecule: messenger RNA, 725 nt
Organism: Perca fluviatilis (European perch)
Lineage: Eukaryota; Metazoa; Chordata; Actinopteri; Perciformes; Percidae
Gene: selenoh
Product: selenoprotein H
Exons: 5
Cellular component (GO): Golgi apparatus
Source: RefSeq, a predicted model, not a curated record